UCCCCCAGGCUCCUCUCUCCCUCUCUCCCCGGGGUUAGGCCUCUCUCCCCCCAUCUCUCUCCGCCGCCGCCCCGGUAAAGAUGCCCAAAGCCAAGGGUAAGAACAGGAGGAAGAAGUUCAACUACGAGGCCGACCGAAAAAAGAUCAGGCGACGGAUGAACAAGAAAGCGGCCCCGCGGAUCGAAUGCGAUCAGAUAAGGAGAGCGUGGGACCAGAAUAAAUCGGCUGCUCAGAAUUUAGCUCAAAUGGGUUUGGCAAUGGACCCGAACAAGACGCUUCCCAUCAAGAAAGGCAAGAUACAGGGAAUGGCCUCUGCCAGAGAGGAAACCAUUAUAUUAAAGCCUUACGUCAUUAACGAGCUAGAAGCAGAGGCUAACCUCCCAGAAGAGAAAAAGACUUCACUCUCCAGAGAUCUGAUUGAUUAUGUUGAGCACAUGAUCACAAACUACAAGGACAAUUACAAGGCUAUGGCAAGAGACGAGAAGAACUAUUACCAGGACACACCAAAUCAAAUUAGGAAAAAAAUUGAAGCCUACAAAAGAAUUCACCCAGAUGAGCAUGCUGCAUUUUUGAAAUCCUUGGCAAAAGAUGAGAUGGAAACAUCUUAAAGACUGGACUUGUAAUUUUUUAAAAUAAAACAAUAUAUGCCAGAUAAAAAAA
Messenger RNA from Callorhinchus milii (elephant shark), 660 nucleotides. It is a transcript of the gene nop16, whose product is annotated as NOP16 nucleolar protein homolog (yeast). The transcript has 5 exons. Gene Ontology annotation, cellular component: nucleolus. The coding region runs from base 81 to 608 and encodes 175 amino acids. The record is from RefSeq and is a predicted model, not a curated record. Gene Ontology annotation, biological process: ribosomal large subunit biogenesis. Lineage: Eukaryota; Metazoa; Chordata; Chondrichthyes; Chimaeriformes; Callorhinchidae.